This is a messenger RNA of Ceratotherium simum simum (southern white rhinoceros), 2868 nucleotides long. The record is from RefSeq and is a predicted model, not a curated record. Lineage: Eukaryota; Metazoa; Chordata; Mammalia; Perissodactyla; Rhinocerotidae.
CAGCCAGCAGACAUGAUGAGCACCAAGGCCUUUACGUUGGUCUCCGCUGUUGAGCGGGAGCUGCUGAUGGGCGACAGGGAGCGUGUCAACAUAGACUGCGUGGAGUGCUGUGGCAGGAACCUCUACGUGGGCACCAGUGACUGCUUCAUUCACCACUUCCUGCUGGAGGAGAACGCUCUGCCCGCAGGGACAGCCACAUUCACCGCCACGAAGCAGCUGCACAGACACCUGGGUUUCAAGAAGGCAGUGAGUGAGCUGCGAGCCGCGUCCGCCCUCAACAGGCUGCUGGUGCUCUGUGACAACUCCAUAACUCUGAUCAACAUGAUGAGCCUGGAGCCUGUCCCUUCAGGGGCUCGCAUCAAAGGGGCCAUGGCGUUUGCCUUGAACGAGAACCCUGUGAGCGGGGACCCAUUCUGCGUGGAAGUCUGCAUCAUCUCUGUCAAACGCAGAACCAUUCAGGUGUUCAUGGUGUACGAGGACCGGGUUCAGAUUGUCAGGGAAGUGUCGACGCCGGAGCAGCCCCUGGCCGUGGCUGUGGACGGUCACUUCUUGUGCCUGGCUCUGACCACCCAGUACAUCAUCCUGAACUACAGCACAGGUGUCGCCCAGGACCUGUUUCCUUACUGCAGUGAGGAGAAGCGCCCGAUCGUCAAGAGGAUAGGGAGACAGGAGUUCCUGCUGGCAGGCCCCGGAGGGCUGGGCAUGUUCGCCACCGUCGCUGGGAUAUCGCAGAGGGCCCCUGUGCACUGGUCAGAGAACGUGGUCGGGGCGGCCGUCUGCUUCCCCUACGUCAUUGCGCUCGAUGAGGAGUUCAUCACGGUGCACAGCAUGUUGGAUCAGCAGCAAAAGCAGACCCUGCCCUUUAAGGAAGGCCACAUUCUACAGGAUUUUGAAGGAAGAGUGAUUGUCGCCACAAGUAAGGGAGUUUACAUCUUGGUUCCAUUACCUCUGGAAAAACAAAUACAGGAUCUUCUAGCAAGCCGUAGAGUGGAAGAGGCUUUGAUUUUAGCGAAAGGAGCCCGGAGGAACAUUCCAAAAGAAAAAUUUCAGGUAAUGUACAGAAGGAUUCUGCAGCAGGCGGGGUUCAUACAGUUUGCACAACUCCAGUUCCUGGAGGCGAAAGAGCUCUUCAGAAGCAGCCAGCUUGAUGUCCGGGAGCUGAUCUCUCUCUACCCCUUCCUGUUGCCCGCCUCCUCUUCAUUCACACGGUCUCACCCUCCUCUCCACGAGUAUGCAGACCUGAACCAGCUGACCCAAGGGGACCAGGAGAAGAUGGCCAAGUGCAAGCGCUUCCUCAUGAGCUACUUGAACGAAGUCCGCAGCACAGAGGUGGCCAAUGGCUACAAAGAGGACAUUGACACAGCCUUGCUCAAGCUGUACGCGGAGGCCGACCAUGACAGUCUGCUGGACCUCCUGGUCACUGAGAACUUCUGUCUCCUGACAGACAGCGCUGCCUGGCUAGAGAAGCACAAAAAGUAUUUUGCGCUGGGACUGCUCUAUCAUUAUAAUAACCAGGACGCUGCUGCCGUUCAGUUGUGGGUGAACAUCGUGAACGGGGACAUUCAGGACUCCACGCGCUCAGACCUUUACGAAUACAUCGUUGACUUCCUCACCUACAGCUUAGACCGGGAGCUCGUGUGGAAGUAUGCUGACUGGGUCUUGCAGAAAAGUGAGGAGAUUGGAGUUCAAGUUUUCACCAAGAGGCCUUUGACCGAACAGCAGAAGGAUAGUUUUAAUCCGGAAGAUGUUAUCACCUGCCUUAAGAAAUACCCUAAAGCUCUUGUGAAGUAUCUGGAGCACCUGGUUGUGGACAGGAGCCUGCAGAAGGAAGAGUACCACACGCGCUUAGCUCUCCUCUACCUGGACGAGGUGCUGCGACAGGGGCCCGGCGCCAGCGGCAAGGGUGCAGAAGUGACUGAGACACAGGCGAAGCUACGACACCUGCUCCAGAAAUCCGACUUGUACCGAGUCCACUUUCUGCUAGAUAGAAUCCAGGGCGCCGGCCUUCCCAUGGAGAGCGCCAUCCUGCACGGGAAGCUGGAGGAGCACGAGAAAGCCCUGCGCAUCCUGGUGCACGAGCUGAGGGACUUCUCGGCGGCUGAGGACUACUGCCUGUGGCGCUCCGAGGGCAGGGACCCGCCCUACCGGCAGCGGCUUUUCCACACGCUGCUGGCCAUUUACCUCGGCCCCGGGCCCUCCGCGCACGAGCUGACCGUGGCUGCCGUGGACCUCCUGAACCACCGUGCCGCCGAAUUUGACGCCGCCCAGGUUCUGCAGCUGCUGCCCGGCAGCUGGUCAGUGCAGCUCCUCUGCCCAUUCCUGAUGGGGGCCAUGAGGGACAGUGUCCACACCAGGAGGACAACGCAGGUGGCUCUUGGCCUGGCCAAGUCUGAAAACUUAAUCUACAAAUACGACAAGAUGAAGUUGAAAGGAAGCUCAGUUCUGCUUUCAGACAAAAACCUCUGCCAGAUGUGCCAAAAUCCCUUUUGUGAGCCCGUGUUUGUUAGGUACCCAAAUGGAGGUCUCGUCCACACCCACUGCGCUGCCGGCAGACACACGAACCCCAGCUCCCCCAGCCCUGGCGCCCGGACUUGAAGAGGCCCACCCGAGGGCACGAGGGGGACCCUGAGUUCAUGACCAGGCCUGCUGGGUGCAGAGAGCAGAAAGCCACUGCACUUGUGUCAGCCAAGACAGAGGGAUGACAUCUGGGUGCUGGGGAGCCUCAGUCAGUGUGAAACAGGGCCUCUCCGCUGCUGACCACUCUGCUUUGAAUGGAAAUGGAAACCCCGGAAACAGAGACUGCGAGACUGCACCGUCCAGGUACACAGUAGUCCACAACAGAUGUCUGCUUUGAAAGAUGAGCCUUCC